CAUCGUUAGGUUGCCUUCAUCAGUUUAAAAUUGCAAUUAUUACUACAACAGGAGUGUAAAAUCCACUUUUGUUUGCCGCUCGCGUAUUUACGCAGUCAGAUCUUCAAAAAACAGAGGCUGUUUGAAAUUAUCGACUGUUAGCUGAACUUGUUGAGGUUCCUGCGGAGAAGAGGAGCUAUGGAUUUGGUGUGUCUGGUGUGUUUGGCGCUGAGCAUCGGGGCUUGGUUCGCCUCUGCGGAGAGACACAGCGUCUAUUGGAACAGCUCGAAUCCAAACUUCCUGUGGGAUGAGUACACAGUGGAAGUGCGCAUCAAUGACUAUCUGGACAUCAUCUGCCCCCACUACACCCACGGUGAGGUGUCAUCGCAUGUAGCUGAGCGCUAUGUGCUGUACAUGGUGGAGAGGGAGGACUACGACGUAUGUAAACCUCACUCCUUUGACCAGCUCCGUUGGGAGUGCUCGCGGCCCUUCGCUCUCCACGCCCCUGAGAAAUUCUCUGAGAAGUUCCAGCGCUUCACACCCUUCACCUUGGGCAAGGAGUUCAGACAGGGAGAGAGCUAUUAUUAUAUUUCCAAGCCUAUGCAUCACCAUGGCCAGGAUUGUCUGAGGCUGAAAGUGGAUGUCGUCGGGCAUAAAGGCUCUGGGAAAACUCACCUGGACAAACCCAAAGCAGAGGAGACAGGGAAAAGCUCAGAUGAAGGAAAAGUGAUGUUUCCUGCUGCUGGAGGAGUGCACAACCCCUCUAAUCGGCUCCCAGCAGAUGACCCUGCUGUGAUGGAGCCAAACGUCCAGAGGAGUAUCGGCAGCUCAGGAGCACCGCUGGUUUCCUUCUCCCUCUUCUUUACCAUGAUCCCAGUCUUAUUAUCCUUGAUGCUACACUAAGGCUGCUGACCAUAACAGAGACAAUGCUAACUCAAUGCUGGUCAUUGGGACCAUGAAGACUCAGAAUUUUUUUAAUACAGAUUUUUUUUUUUUUUUUUUUU
Messenger RNA from Seriola dumerili (greater amberjack), 983 nucleotides. RefSeq names its product ephrin A1 (gene efna1b). Gene Ontology annotation, biological process: axon guidance; ephrin receptor signaling pathway. Gene Ontology annotation, cellular component: plasma membrane. The transcript is spliced from 4 exons. Gene Ontology annotation, molecular function: ephrin receptor binding. The coding region runs from base 178 to 882 and encodes 234 amino acids. Lineage: Eukaryota; Metazoa; Chordata; Actinopteri; Carangiformes; Carangidae. The record is from RefSeq and is a predicted model, not a curated record.